Messenger RNA from Monodelphis domestica (gray short-tailed opossum), 10601 nucleotides. RefSeq names its product solute carrier family 39 member 3 (gene SLC39A3). NCBI's taxonomy places the organism in Eukaryota, Metazoa, Chordata, Mammalia, Didelphimorphia, Didelphidae. Gene Ontology annotation, cellular component: plasma membrane. Gene Ontology annotation, molecular function: zinc ion transmembrane transporter activity. Gene Ontology annotation, biological process: zinc ion transmembrane transport. The record is from RefSeq and is a predicted model, not a curated record.
CGGCUUGAAAAAUCGCCAAUAGAGCGUCGGUGUGGCAGUAGGGGCAGGGUCAAGCUCCGAGAGGGGGCGGGAUCUCAGGCGUUGGCUGCCGAGGGCGGAGGCGGCGACUUGGCCCCGGGCGCUGUUUCUGGUGGGAACUGCUACUUGGAAGCAUGUGUCCCUGGAUGGUGCUCUGGAUCCUUUAGCACCUCCAUAGUGCUGUCUUGGAUACAUUUGGUUUGGGAUACCAGCAGGUGGAACAUUGCUGGCUGUGAACAUGACCAAGAUCUUAGUAGCCAAAGUGCUGUGCCUGGUGGGGGUGUUUAUCCUCAUGCUACUUGGCUCCAUCCUGCCUGUGAAGAUCAUCGAGGCUGAUUAUGAAAAAGCCCAUCGCUCCAAGAAAGUCCUCUCACUCUGCAAUUCUUUCGGAGGUGGUGUUUUCUUGGCUACCUGUUUCAAUGCCUUGCUCCCUGCCGUGAGAGAAAAGCUCCAAGAAGUUCUGAAACUUGGGAACAUCACCACAGACUAUCCCUUAGCAGAGACCAUUAUGCUCCUGGGGUUCUUCAUGACUGUCUUUGUGGAGCAGGUCAUUUUGACCUUCAGAAAGGAGAAGCCCUCAUUCAUUGACCUAGAGACCUUCAAUGCAGGCUCUGAUGUGGGAAGUGACUCAGAGUAUGAGAGCCCCUUUAUUGGAAACUCCCGUGGACACAACUUUUACCCAGAGCAUGGUCAUCACUCCCAUGGUCAUGGCUUAAAUGUUCAAGAGCUCUCCCGCUCCAGCCCACUGCGUCUCUUCAGCCUCGUCUUUGCUCUGUCUGCUCAUUCUAUCUUUGAGGGUUUGGCCUUGGGCCUACAGGAAGAGGGGGACAAAGUCAUGAGCUUGUUUGUUGGUGUGGCCAUUCAUGAGACAUUAGUGGCUGUGGCUCUGGGGAUCAACAUGGCAAAGAGUUCAUUGCCAAUGAAAGAUGCGGCCAAGCUGGCUGUCACAGUGAGCUUGAUGAUCCCUCUGGGCAUUGGGAUUGGUGUGGGCAUUGAGAGGACCAAAGGGGUGGCCAGCAGUGUGGCCUCGGUGCUGCUACAGGGCUUUGCAGGAGGAACUUUCCUCUUUGUGACCUUCUUUGAGAUUCUGGUGAAAGAAUUAGAAGACAAGAAUGACCGUCUUUUGAAAGUUCUCUUUUUGGUAUUGGGCUAUGCGGUCCUUGCAGGACUAGUCUUCUUCAAGUGGUAGGUGCAAUGAGACAAGUUUCACUAAAACACUCCAGCCUUUCCAUGGAGACUCCAGGAAGGCAGAGCCCAAACCUGAUGGAUGCCCCCCUCUCUCUCCCCAUCUACCAGCCCGCAAAGAAGAAGAACUGCCACCCCUGAGCAGCUUGUACAGAAGAUGGAAUGUUUCCCCAGAUACAUUGCUCAGUGGUCCCUGCCCGUUGGGCCUUCAGGUGGUGCUGAGCAUCUGGGCUAUCUUGUGUGUACUUAGAAGCUAGAGCUCCGCAUCUGGAGGAGAUCGAUGGCCUGCCAGAUAGUUUCUUGUUGGUUGUAAUAUUACCCUCCAACAUACAUACAUAUAUAUAUAUCUAUAUCUCAUUUGUGUGUGAUACUAUUUACUUUUGGUGAAAAGCAGCGUGACCUCAUAACUGAAGAACACAAAAGGGACAAGAGACACAAACUGAAGUGGAAGCUGGGGAACAGAUAUGUUCAGCUUCUUUAGUUUCCUUCAUGUUUUGCCUCUAGUUCUUGGGAAAACACCAUUCAAUGAUUAACAUAGCUUUUAUACAUGUUCUCUUUCUCCACCCCCUCUUCCUUUUCUCUCUCCCUUUAUUUCUCUUUCUCUUUCCCUAACUCUCCUGUUUUCUCAUUCUGUCCCUCCCUCCUCCUUCCCUCUGCAUUCCUCUCCUAAGAAUCAGCUUCAUUAAUACAUAGACAUUCUAGGUCUUUUAGUCUGACUUGGACUCAUUCCCUCAGAAGUCUUCCUCUGCCUCUGUUUCACUAUGCUCUGACCAUCCUGGCCUAGGUGGUCCAGGAAGAACAUUGCUGGUAAGGUUUAGGUAGAAAAUCCCAAUAGUACAGGUUAUCAGAAGUGCAUUAGGGUUGCUGCUUGGAUACUUUGCUCACAAGUGGUCAUUUGUGAUUUCUAAAAGCAACCAAUUUAAGGUCAGUUACCGGCAAUCAGAUGGAGCAUGCUCUCCUUGCUAAGGUUAUGUGCUUACUACUGAUAGGAAAGGGGGGAGAGGAUGUUGUACACAUUCUCCUUCCUGUCCUAAAUUGUCAUUUUUUGAACAACCAUUGUAUUUUUUCCUGUUUCAUGCUCUCUUGCUAAUUUUACAGGAAUUUCCCUUACUGCUGGUGACUCGGGGCCAAUGGCUUAUUCCAGUCAGGCAGGAGACAUUGAUGAGAUCCGUGGGGGGCACAGCCACAUAGUAGGUUGUCACCUGGUUUUGUCACAGUGGCACAGCUUGCCCAAGCAACACAUUUCAGAGGCACCCAAGAAAAUGAAAAGGAAGGAAGGUUUUGUGCUCCUCAGAUACUGUCAGAAAAUGACUUGGAUAUCCUUACCAACUGAGAAUCAGAAUCAGUAAAUGUCUGUGUACUUUUGGUUUUAAUUGAAGAUCUGAGUUAAUUCAUCUUUGUUGGUAUGAAUUGACUUGGAAGCUGUGAUUGACACAGCUUCCAGAAAGCUGAUUAGAAAGUGGCACAGUCUGGCAGUUCUGACCCUGCAGCCUGUUUCAUUUCCUUCAUAUUUUGCCUCCUUAGUUCUUGGGAUCAGCCUGUUCCUUCACUCCACAGAUAUCAUACAAACAAACACAUCACAGCCCCCAAACUACAAAUUACAUCUACCUCCUCAGAGGCCAAAAGGGCCUGGGAAGUAAGUUGAAAUAGGUUUGGGAUUUUCCUACUUCAAGCUUUUAGAGCUGCUCUUUGUUAAUUUGCUACCCUGAAACAAAGAAGCCAGUAAGAAAAACCCAUUCCUGAGAGGCCCUGGCCUGCUUGACUCCUAGUGAUGUAAUUUUCAGGACCAAACUUUGCCUUUCAUGUCUAGUUCAAUAGAUAGGGCCCUGGGCUAGGAGUCAGAAGCUUAGACACUGCCAGCAGCUUGCUACGGGACCCUUUAGCAAGUUACUUCCCCUCUUUGCACAUCCUAAUCUGUAAAAAGAGGCAGAUGGACUAAAUAAACUGCUCAUUUUACCCUCAUUAGACCCUUCCAAGUCUGAUAUUCUAUAUUCCUCAUUCCAACUUUCCCCUUAGUCUUUGACAUUCAAAAUCUUUAAUCUCAUUAAGCUCUGACAGUCUACAUGCUGUAUAUUAAGGUAACUUAAAAUCUAGUCCCUUAAAUCAGUUCUAUUCCCAUCCUCAUUAGCUGUCAGCACCAGUAAAAACUACUCAGCCAGUAUUUAUUCACCUCAUCUUGUGGGAGUCAAUGGGGAAGGAAGUGAAACAGGCUGCAGCAAUGCUAUACCUCCAGCCCCUGGAGAAGAAAGAUGCCCCUUCUUGUGGAGAUCUUCCACGCCAUAGGAUCUAGGCACUUCCUUUUGGGUAUCUUUGUUUUACCUACAUUGUAUUGUCAUACCACCCCUCCCUCUUCGAUACCCCAUUCCCUCAGCAGAUGAUGAGAAGGCAGAGCUGGGAAGAUGUGAUUUCAGUUCCCAGCCCAAUUUGUCAGCAAUGGUGCAUGCAUGUUAAUUCUCUUUCCCCGCCCCUGACUCCAACUCCUAUCUUUCACAUGCUCCUGAGUUCAGUGCUUGGUUUGCAGUUAUUAUAAUGGGUCAGGGUUUGUGCCAAUCUAGACUAGUUACUGGAGCUAUUUCCAGGAUGUAAAUAGAGCUCUCCAGUCCCAGAACUGCUUAGUACCAGUCCCAGGUCAGUUAGACUUAAACAGGCUUAAGCCCCAAGGAGAAAAUGACCCUUGGAGCAAGUGGCUUUUUGGAUUUCCUCUCUUGCUUCCUUCCUUUUUGUUCCCCUUCUGUAACUAUCACAAAAGAGCCUGUGAAUUUAGGGAGUUGUUGACUUUUGAAGCUCUUUUGGUCAUUGUAAAUAUUCUAGAGCUCAUUAGUGGUUCCUCUCCACAUUUAGAGGGCAGCUGUAAAUAAGUAUUUAUAUGAACUGUCCUCUUGACUGUUAUUCCUUAUAACUUUGCUCCUAAAUUUGCUCCAGAAUUGAUGUUUGAUAUGACAAGAAUAUAGUGGUUUUGUGUUCAGAUGAUGUUUUGAUGUUUUUGUUGGACAUUAUUCUGUAGAGACAGCUCUGCUAACUACAUGUCUGGAGCAUCCUUGUUUCAGAUGUCAAGAGGAGGAUAUAGGCUCCCUUCUUUAUUCUUAAAUGAGUAAAGCACAGUGUAGCCUUUGAGUAUUUAUUAUGCUCUUUGAACUCCCAUCAGAGGAUGCUCUUUGACACCUUUGAGCAGUCUCCAUGUCACUGAGUGAAUUUUUCUGCCAGUGGCUUUAAAUGAAAGAUUCAGAGGGCCAGUUGGAGGCAGUUGAAUGGGGAGUAGCUGAAUGUUGGUUUAGUUUUUUUGUUGAAGUGGGUGACAGGGAAGAGGGUGAGGCUCUUCUAGUUGGCAAAAGAUUGGAAGUUGCCUUAAGGAAUCUAGCCACAGAAAUUCAGGGUUUUUUUGUGAGAAGCCACUUGUGCAGUUGUAGCAUUAAAUAGGCAAGGAAGCCAAGCAAGAAUUCUGUGAAUGGGUUUUUCAGGAUUCUUAAGAGCUUCUUAGAGAAACAAGUUUCCCUAGUCCAGAUGUAUUUGUUCUUUAGCCUAUUAGGCCCAGUAUUAACCUGCCUUGGUGGCACUUUUCUGCUUUUCCCUACUGGAUCAGAGACUUAGAAGAUACUGUAUUCACCCUCUGGAGGAGUGAGCCACAUGGUCCAGAGAUUCGCCUCCUGCUUUCCUCAGUACAGUUGCUGAGCUGUUGUCAAGUCUCUGGGGUGUAGGGGAGGCACCUUGGGACUGCCAGGAAGCUUGUUUACCCUGCAGGGAAGCUCACCUUCCCUGCAGUUGGCCUAUUUACCACAUGGUCCAUCUGAAUCAGCACAGACAACUUCUCCAGCAGAGCUGGCCCAGGUUCCUUCCUGGUGCUUUUGCUGUUCUGAUCAGUUCUGAUUGGAAACACCUAGGCCUAGCACCAGAUUCUGCAUCCUCCUCCCUUAGCCUGACAGCUGUGGAGUGGAGAUUUGGGUAACAUAUAAAGACACUUUACUUUUCUGGACUUCAUCUGUAAAACAAGAGAUGUUGGAUUAGAUGAUCUCUAAAGUCCUUUCCAGCCCUAAAAUUUUAUUCAGAUUCUGUAAUUCUCUGCUUUCUUUGCUGUACAUACUAAACAGUGAAUAUUAAGUUCUUUCGUGCACCAAAUUACACAUUUGUAUUUAUAUGUGGUCUGAACAUAUGUGUGUGGAUGCAUGUGCCCUUGUCCCCACAAACAGAGCCUCCUCAGUACUGGAAUGAUGUGUUUAAUUUAACCAGCUGUGAACAGACUAGCAGCUAUUCAUACCUGCAAGCUCUUCCCUCCCCUCUGCCGAAUCCAGCACUCUUCCAUUUCCCAUUGUCUCUCUCUUGUAUUCUCCUUUCUCCAGGGGCUCACGUGAAACAAAGAACCAUGCCGAUGGAACCACUGAUGGGUGUUUAGAUUGGUUUCCUUUUAAAAAUGUGAAAGGAAGAAGUGGUAGGAGAUCUGUGUCCUUUCUUAAUGAGUUCAAAUACUCUCAGUCUUGCCCUGAUGGCCUCCUUCCUUGUGCUCUACUUAAAAGGAGACAUUACAUCUGACUGAUAGCUCCUAUGAUCCACCAGCAACAUUACUCCCAUCCAUGCUUCUGCCUAGAGGAGAAUGUCUAGAGCUGUUUGCCUCUGGAUGGCUGGCACCUGUUAUGAAUCCUGGUUUAUUUGAGAGGCAACAUAGUAUUAUAAAAGAGAUUACACUGGGUACCUCUAAACCUGGUUUUCCUGUUUUGUUUUGUUUUUUUGGCUCUGCCACUUAAUAGUCCCAAGGCCUUAGGGGAUCAUUUAAACCACAGAAAGAGCAUCAGUUCACGAUCCAGUUUUGCUACCUACCAAUGUUGGGACAUUGGGCAAAUCAUUUACUUUACUAGGUUUCAAUUUCUUCAUAUGUAAAUUGACUUGAUCUGUAAGAUCCAAUUCUAAAUAUACUGACCCUCUUCUUUAAAAUAGUACCUGAAAUGUAUGUAUUUUGAGGUUUCAGAGUGCUUUCCUCAUCAUAACCUUAAAAGGCAGGUGAGGCAGUUAACCUCAUUUUAUAAAAGAGGAACUAGAGGGUCAGAGAGUUUGCUCAUGGUUAACUAGUAAGCAUUACAGCUCAGCUUCAAACUCACUUUUUCAGAUUCUAAAUUCAAAUAAAUUCAGUUUAACAAAUAUUAAUUACCUUCCAACUAUGUGCAAGCAAUUAUGCCACUAAAACAAAGGAGUUGGACUAGAUGAACUUUAAGAUUGCUCUCAAUUGGGGGCAGCUAGGUAGCUCAAUGGACUGAAAACCAGGCCUAGAGAUAGGAGUAUCUAUGUUCAAAUGUGGCCUCAGAUAUGACCCUGGGCAAGUCACUUAACCUCCAUUGUGUAGCCCUUACCACUCUUUUGUCUUGGAGUCAGUACACAGUAUUGAUUCUAAGAUGGAAGGCAAGGGUUUUAAAAAAAAGAUUGCUUUCAGUUUUGAAGGUUUAAAAAUGUUUAUAUUAACUAAUGAUCAGAAUUUAAAAGUAUUCCUAUUCCCUGGUCCAAGUUUUGUGUUUAGAUCCCUUCCCUCUCUGUUGCCUAGGAAAUCUCUGUAACCACAUUAGGGAUGAAAAGCAGAAUGGGAUCAGAACCUUGUUUAACUGGAACUGCAGUUUAGAUCUCCUUAAAGUAAUGGGAUGAACCUUUGAACAAGAACAGGAAUAUUCCUUGAAACCAAGAGUGUCUGGGCCAGGCAGGCCUUAAGCACACAGCUAUAGGAGACAAGGCCUGACAUGGAGCAGAGUUGACUGGGAAGAAGCAGCAGUCUUCUAUUAUUUUAAAUAGCUCCCUUAAAAUGAAAUAGCCCAACAGAAGCAGAAAUGUCUGUUUUUCCAUUUUUUUCAGAAGUUUCUAGAAAAGAGAGAGGUCUUGAAGCAGAACAUCGUGUGGGGACUACAAACCCCCUUGUAAGAGAGUAGGUGCAUGGGUAGGACAGACUUUGACAUUUUUUUGACUCACAGGGUAUGGGGGUUCCCUCUUCUUGACCUGACCAAAUGGAAAUGAGAAACGUAAGAACACUAGGUAUCCAGAGACUUCCAUGAAUGCCCAGCUAUCACUUCAUUUGGCAGUAAUUCAAUAAACAUCAAGUAUCCAUUGUGUCCCGAGUAACAUACUGUUGGGCAGUAUACAAGUUUUGGAUAAGAUAUCCCUGCCAUCAUGGAAUUUACAAUCUAGCAAGGGAAUCAGACAGAUGCACAAAUAGCAUUAGGAAGCCCUGGGCUUAUAGAACACACUCGGCAUUAAGGGAAGUACAGAAUUCAGAUAACUACUGUCUGGGCUGUUUUCUAAGUCACUUACAGGUGCAGAAGAGAAUUAUGGCCAUAGAAGGACCAUGAAGGGAGUAGAAAUUGUACUAACUGGUGAGCCCCAAAGGCUUCCUCGAGGAGCUGACACUGGAAUAGGGCUUUACAACAAGAAAAAAGGAGAGUUGGACAAGGUAGCCCCAGGACACAGUGGGAGCAAAGCACAAGAAGUAUUUAUAGGAUGCAGGGUAGUAUGGUUUUAGUGGAGAGUAGAGUGGGUAGAGGAGACUAAUGAGUGAACUGGGAAGGUAGAGGUAGCACCCUAAGUAGGUGCCCUAAUGAGGGACAGAGGCAGGGUUCAAACGAGGGUCCUCCCUUUGUCCACGCUUUCCGGAGGGCCCUGCUGCUUCCAAGUGGAUUAUUGUUCUCUGCUACCUUUUGAGAACAGAGAAGGAAAUAGAAAACCACUCUAGUGUCUUUGUCAAGAAAACCCCACAGACAGCAUGGGCCAUGGGGUUGUGAGGAGUUGGACAUGACUGAACAACCACCAUUAAGAAUCCCUUGAGAAAGAAAUACUAAGAGGUAUUCCUUUCCAGAAUAUUCCCAUGUAUAUCUGAGAGGAAAUCGGUUUCAUUUCUUUCAAAGUCCACCUUAAGACAUUAGGGGUCUGCCCCUGCCCACUGCCUGGGCAAACAAUUCUUUGUCCUUUCCCUUUCCAUUAUUGCAACUGUUUAGAAAGAGAGCUCCUUUUAUGGGAGUUUGUUUUGCUUGACUAAGCAUAUUUGUCAUGUUUCUGCUACUAGGAAGAUAGGUGGUAAAGGGCAAAUAAUUUUUUUAGGUAUUUUAUUUUUUUCCCCAAUUACAUGUAAAAACAAUUUCCAACAUUUUUCUUUCUUUCUUUCUUUUUUUUAAAAUCCUUACCUUCCGUCUUGGAGUCAAUACUGUGUAUUGGCUCCAAGGCAGAAGAGUGGUAAGGGCUAGGCAAUGGGGUCAAGUGACUUGCCCAGGGUCACACAGCUGGGAAGUGGCUGAGGCCAGAUUUGAACCUAGGACCUCCCAUCUCUAGGCCUGGCUCUCAAUCCACUGAGCUACCCAGCUGCCUCCUCCAACAUUUUUCAAAGAAUACUGUGUCUUGAAUUCUCUCCCUCCCUCCAUCUCUCCUAACCCUCAACUCCUUUUGAGAUGGGAAGCAAUCUUAUAUAGAUUUUACAUGUGCAAUCAUGUAAAAUAUUUUUUCAUAUUAAUCUGUGGGGCAAAGAAGUUUGGGGGAACUCCUGAAGAUUUGGGGUUAGAAUAAUUAAUAUGAGCACAUCUAUGGAUUUAGCCUAACACUGAUAUGAAUUACAGGGCAAAGACAGUAGAGACAGGAAGAUGUUAGGAGACUUGGCAUGUUCCUCCUCUGCCACCCCCUGGCUGUGUGACUGACCAUAGGCAAUCUUGCAAUUUCUCAAAGCCCCAGAGACCUCUUUACGUGUAAAAUGGAGUUAAUCAAACAUGUAACCAGGUAGUGCAGAAGGCUCACCACUCAACUGGGAGUCAGGAACACCUGAUUUCAAAAGCAAUCUCAGACACAUAAUAGCUGUGUGACUCUGGACAUUGUCACUUCGCCUUCAUCUGCCUCAAUUUCCUCAUCAAUAAAAUGAGGAUAAUAAUAGCCCCCAUCAGGGUUGUGAGGUUCAAAUGUAACCCUGUUUAUCAAGUGUUUAGCAACCCUUUAAAAAGAACUGUUUAAAUGCUAGCUAAAAUUAAAAAGAAUAAUACUUGCACUUUAUCUAUUUCCCAGAGUUGGGAAAACAGGAUUCUGUAAAAAUAGAGCUCUAUAUUAGUACGGACUAUUAAUAUUACAUCUCUGACUUCUAAAGUGACAAAAUGUAGUGGACUUUGAGGCCUGACCUUGGCCAGCCUUCACAUGGGUUUCUUAAAACCAAUCAGCAAACUUUUUUUUUUUUUAAGCCCUUACCUUCUGUCUAAUAUGCAUACUUCUAGGGUAGAAGAACAGCAAAGACCAGGCAAUUAGGGUUAAGUGAUUUGCCCAAGGUCACACACCUUGGAAAUAUCUAAGGCCACAUUUGAAUCCAGAUCCUCCUAAUUCCAGGCCUUGCACUUUAUCCACUGUGUUACUUAGCUGCCCCUUAGCAAGAAGUUUUUAAAGUGCCUGCUCUAUUUUAGUUUCCUUACCUGUAAGAUAGAUGAAAUGGGGUGGGCAUGGAGGUGGGCUUGGUCUCCCUGUCCUCUGAGAUCUUUUCAUUACUAAAUCUCUGAGCUUUUGUGUGAAGUACUAUGUUUGGUGCUGAGAUACAAAGGAAUGAAGCAGCUCCUGCCCCCAGGGAGACUAGUUUUGUUAUAAAUUUUUAAAAAUUAAUCUUUUUCAGUAGACAAUUCUACCCUCACCCUUAUCCUUUCCACCUCCUGGCCCACACUUCAAAGAAAAAGAAAACCCUUGAGACAAAUACAAUUGGUCAAGCAGAACUAACUCCCAUAUGAGGAGCUCACUUUCUAAACAGAGAUGGAAUGGCAACAAUGAGGAGAAAGGGCAAAGAAUUGUUUGCCCAGGCACUGGGCAGGGGCAGACCUCUGGUGCCUAAGAUAGACACCGAGGAGAUGAGACCAGUCUCCUCUCAGGUAUAUAUGGGGAUAUGCUGAGAAGGAAUGGUUCUACUUGAGUAUUUCUCACGAGGGGUAAGAGAAGACUGGGCAGCUAGGUGGUGCCAUAGUGCAUAGAGUACCAGGUCUGGAGUUAGGAAAACUCAACACUAGCUGUGUGUCCUUGGAGAAGUCACUUCUUCCGAUUUGCCUCCGUUUCCUCAUUUGUCAAAUGAGUUGAAGAAGGAAAUGGCAAACCUCUGCAGUAUCUUUGCCAGGAAAACCCUAUACAGGGUCACAUAGAGUUGGACCAGACUAAAGAGCAACAAGAAGGCAGCAAGAACAAGACAAAAAGGGGCCACAGAGCCCUCUGGAAAGAAUGUAGACUAAAGGAAAACCUCACCUUGAACCCUAUCUCUACCUCUUACCAGCUGGAGGAACCAUGGGCGUCGAUCAUUUAACCUUUCUAAGCUUCAAUUUCUUCAUCUGUGAAAAGAGGAUCCAACCACAGUAUCUACCUUAUAAGGCUUUUUGUGGGGUUCAUAUGUGGAAAUGUAUGUAGUAAAGUACUUUGCAACCUUUAAAAUACAA